This is a messenger RNA of Rotaria sordida, 660 nucleotides long. NCBI's taxonomy places the organism in Eukaryota, Metazoa, Rotifera, Eurotatoria, Philodinida, Philodinidae. The record is from the annotation of a GenBank genome assembly.
UCAGGAUGUGGUUGUGGGUGUGUAGGCGCUGAUGUAGAAGUUCAGGAUGUGGUUGUGGGUGUGUAGGCGCUGAUGUAGAAGUUCAGGAUGUGAAUACAUGAUGGGUAAUUGCCAUUGCUAAUGUAAAAAGGAUACAUACCCUAAGCACUAUGCCGUCUCACUCAGCUCCACGAUAUGUUGCAACUAAUUACGCAAAUUAGGUUUUUUAUUUUAAAGAUCAAUGAGAUCAUGAACCAAAGUUCUCUUAGAACUUUCAUACCGGGCCGAAAAUUCCGUGGGCCGAAAUGCAUGUAACCCUGAUGUAUGAUUAAAUUUUAAAAUUGAUAUAUCAUCAACAAAUGAUCGUUAUGAUUUCAUAUUUGAAGAUGUUGUGGAUUGUACAUUGAUAUAUAGUUAUUUUUCUUUAUUUAUUAUCUAUAAUUUUAUUUAAAGGGAAAUGGUUACGAAUCUGAUAUAGCUAUUAAUGAUGUUGCAUUAAGUCAAAGUGAGAAUACAUUCUGUGAUUGGCAAAUAGAAACAACUGAUAAAUCAUGGACAAUUGCAUUUGAUCCGACAGCAUAUGCAUAUGUAUCAGUUGAAUCAACUGGUGGUCCUGUUUAUUUUUCUACGUUUGAUUUUCGUUCAAUAUCAAAAGGUGACACAUUUUGUUUUGAUUUUUGA